UGAUGUACUACAACUUCAGUUGGUAUAAAAACUACCACAUCAGUACACAGACUUUUCACCCCUUUCUAUCUCUAGCUUUUCCCCCUUCAUCUUAUAACUGUCGAUAAGUAUUGCAUCCAACAAUGGUCUGGAGAAUGGAGAAGAAGGAGAUGAUACCGAGUAAGACUGUUUCGUUGGGACUGCUGAUAUUGGUUAGCCAGCUGCAGGUAAGUAUGGGAGCAGUGUACAAGGUAGGGGACUCGGCAGGUUGGACCAUUGCUGGUAGCGUUGAUUACAGACAAUGGUCUGCUCCUAAGACCUUUCAUGUUGGUGAUAUUAUCUUGUUUCAGUACAAUUCUCAGUUUCACAAUGUAAUGCAAGUUCACCAUGCUGAGUACAAGUCAUGCAACGCGUCUGCACCUAUUGUCACUCACACAACUGGGAACGACUCGAUCACAAUCACCUCCAAAGGCCACCAUUUUUUCCUCUGCGGUAUUCCUGGUCACUGCCAAGCUGGUCAGAAGGUCGACAUCAAUGUGCUUCGUGUAUCUUCCUCUAAGGCUCCCACUUCAUCUGCAACAUCUCCUUCUUCGCCGUCGUCAUCUCCAGCAGUCACAAUACUGCCCCCUUCCCUUUCUCCAAGUAAAGCAACUUCACUCCUUUUCUCCACCUGCAGAUUUGCUCAGCUUUUUCUAGCUGUUGCUGUCAUUGUUCUUCUUGUUUAAUGAUGUUUAGAAGCUGCAUUGAGGUUUAAUAGAUGCAUACGAGUUGGCUUAUUUACGCUGGAAAGUGUUUUCUCAUAA
Daucus carota subsp. sativus is the source of this 782-nucleotide messenger RNA. RefSeq names its product mavicyanin-like. Gene Ontology annotation, molecular function: electron transfer activity. The transcript has 2 exons. The record is from RefSeq and is a predicted model, not a curated record. Lineage: Eukaryota; Viridiplantae; Streptophyta; Magnoliopsida; Apiales; Apiaceae. Bases 123 to 704 code for a protein of 193 amino acids. Gene Ontology annotation, cellular component: plasma membrane.